Molecule: messenger RNA, 888 nt
Organism: Brassica napus (rape)
Lineage: Eukaryota; Viridiplantae; Streptophyta; Magnoliopsida; Brassicales; Brassicaceae
Product: extensin-like
Exons: 4
Coding region: 1-516 (171 amino acids)
Source: RefSeq, a predicted model, not a curated record
AUGACCCACCACUCCCACCAUCUCCACUUCUUUCUCCAACCCCACCAGGCCACCACUUACACAGCUUCUUUUCCACCAUCUCCACCUUCUUCCCCACCAUCUCCAUCUUCUUUAAACCUUGAGAAAGAGAGAGAGAGAGAGAAAGAGAGAGAGAAGAAGGAGAAGAAGAGAGAAAGCUCACCUGAGCUCGUCGCCGGAGCAACCGUGCGCCGUGACCACGUUCAGCUUGCCACCACCGAUAAACACCCUAGACCACCAUCAUGUUCCUCUCGUCGAGACGAAGCCGUAGACACCAACCACGCCUCAAUCGGAGCCCGGACGAAGCCGCACGCGCCUCCGGAAGUUUCGCCUCUGCGCGCGCGUGAGGUACACGCACCGCCGCCGAAAAACGUCGCCACCGCCGGACCACCGUCCCCCGCUGCCGGAAUACCGCCGUCGCCGCCGGUGACCGACACCGGUGACUCGCCGGCGACUCGGUCAACUCGGCCGAGUCAACUCAAUAUGGAGUCUAUUUGAGCAGCUGGAGUUCAUAGACAACACUUUUCUAUUGCUAAGGUGAGACAAACAAGUAUGUGAUAUUUGGACGGACUUGGUGCUACUGGACUUUUCUUUCGGAUUUUAUUUGGGCAUGGGUGAGAGUUGUCGGGUUUAUGGGCUUUUAUAUUACGGGAUAUUGUUGGUGGCCCGUCGUCCUUAGUGUCAGGGAGACGGGUAUCACAUUGUUGUAUGAUGACGCGUCGGGGGUGACACGCUGUCCUCCGUAUAGGAGGUGACGGGUGUCACAAUUAUAUUUGUGUAUAUUUUCUUAUUGUGAAAUACUUAGAUUUCUCAUUAUCAUAUAUGUACAAGUUAGAGACUUUGUAUAAUUGAAAUUUGUUUUUAUAAAUA